This is a messenger RNA of Puntigrus tetrazona (Sumatra barb), 1310 nucleotides long. RefSeq names its product olfactory receptor class A-like protein 4. The transcript has 4 exons. Lineage: Eukaryota; Metazoa; Chordata; Actinopteri; Cypriniformes; Cyprinidae. Bases 165 to 1172 code for a protein of 335 amino acids. Gene Ontology annotation, biological process: G protein-coupled receptor signaling pathway. Gene Ontology annotation, cellular component: membrane. Gene Ontology annotation, molecular function: G protein-coupled receptor activity. The record is from RefSeq and is a predicted model, not a curated record.
UUGGCUUGAUAUUUGUCUGGUAACCACGGCCCAUAAAAGAGGCUCGCGGGCGGUGGGCGGAGAGGGAGGUGCUGGGAUGGAGAAAGGACAACAUCUCUGAGACCUUCUGAGAGAAGCUCUAUUCAUGAUUGAAGUCUGCAGACGUUUGAAGGAUUUGAAGAAGCAUGUCCCCUCAAAGAAAGCCCUCGAGCAUCAGUCAGCAGAUCUCUUCGUCUCCGUUUUACUUCGCUCUCUACAUCAUUCUGGUUCUGCUGGGGAACGUGGGGAACACCACGGUCAUCUGCGUGGUCGGAGAAAGCCUUCUGCGCGAGGCCGGCGUCGUCCGAAGCUCUGACGUGAUUCUGGUCAACAUGGCUUUCUCCAACCUGAUGGUGUCCUUGGUUCGAAACACGCUCGUGAUGGUGUCCGAUCUCGGAGUGGAGAUUUUCCUCAAUAGAAAUAUGUGUCACCUCAUGAUGGGAAUCUGGGUUUGGCUGCGCUCUGCGAACGUUUGGUCGACGUUCUUUCUCAGCGCGUUUCACUUCCAGACGCUGCGGCCGGUGGCUCCGCCCGUCAUCGCCCUGCACGGCCCCCGGGGGCCCCCACUCACCCUCAUCCUCGGCUUCGCCCUCGUCUGGAGCCUCAACUUCAUCUACGCCAUCCCAGCGUUCAUCUUCUCCAAGAACGGAGACGAGAACUCCACCGAGACGCUGAUGCUGGUCAGCAGCACCACCCGGCCGCUGAUGGGCUGUAUUUGGGACUUUCCGUCGCCCUACAGCGGCCUGGCCUUCGCCACCUCCUCCAUGGUGAUCCACGAAUCCAUUCCCAUCUGUCUGAUGAACAUCACGAACCUGGGCUCGCUGCUGACGCUGUACGCUCACGGUCACUCGCGCACGGCCGGCAGCAAGGGCCAGGACGCCCCGGUCAUCACCCGGAUCCCCGCCGAGCGCCGCGCCGCUAAAGUCAUUUUGACUCUGAACAUCCUCUUCAUCUCGUCUUGGGGAACCAACGUGAUCUCGGUCAACUACUUCAACUAUAACCGGGGAUCUUCCACGGAGUUCCUGCUCAUCGUCGCCCGCUUCGCCAACAUGAGCUUCAUCGCGUUCUCGCCCGUCGUCCUCGCCGUGGGCCACAGGAAGCUGCGGGCGUUUAUAAAGUCAGUCCUGUCACGAAUCAUCUCUCUGUUCACAUAGACGACUGAUAUAUCAGAGACUGAAAUGGUUUCCGCUGUCGAAUCUGAAUUCAUCGCCAGUCGAAUCUGAAUUCUGUGUGACUGAAGAACAGUCUCGGACUACAUCAUGUCUGUAUCUGUAUCUUUUAGACUGAUUAAA